GUCUCGCGAACGCAAGUAACAAAUCUCGCGAUAACCAACAUGGUGGUAAGGUGGACAAAAUAAUAUCAACAAAAAGUAUUUUCUUCCACGAUCUUGUCUACAUCAAUGACAGAUUAGAAUUAGCACUCUCUGGUGAAAAACAACCAUGUUAUUCCUCCGCACUUCUUCGGCAGCCAUUGUGCUCUGCAGAGUCUCCAGGACCUGUGUGCUACUGCCUAAUGCCAGACGCCUCAGUUCAAAAGAGACACAGCAGGCUAUCGCUAAGGAACUGGCUGCCAUGGAGAAAAGGGCAUCACUACAGGCAAGCAACUCUUUGAAAAGGAAACGCAAACCUACCGAUCCAAAGGUCUUGUAUUCAAACUUUGGACACCAAAGACCAAGAGAUAGCAAGACACAGAUUAUAUGUCUUUUUUCUUUAGGAUGUGCAGUUAUAUAUUAUAUGUUUUUCAAUGGACCUGACGAGGUAAAGGAUUGGGUUGACUCCAAGACAUCAAGUAAGGCUAAAGAGGUGGAGGGAGAACAACCACAGGUGGUCGAACAGCCUGAGGGAGAGGAGGAGGAGGGAGAUAAGAAGAAAAAGAAAAAGAAAGUUGGAUUUAGAGACCGAAAAAUCAUUGCCUAUGAGGACCGCAUACGAGCCUAUUCUACCCCAGAUAAGAUAUUCCGCUACUUUGCCACCUUGCAGGAGCAGGAUUCAGGGGAAAUCUAUAUGACUCCUGAAGAUUUUGUGAGAUCUCUUACUCCAGGAAUGAAACAGCCAGAAGGGCUUGGGCUUGAUCAGUUUAAAAAGUUUGAUAUUAAGGAAUAUGAACACCUUUAUUUGAAGGACAGUGUUGCGCGUAAUGUAUCCCAAGACAGUGUGUUUAAUGCACUCGGGGAACAUGCCCUUGUAGCAUUUAACGACUAUAUUUUUCUCCUAACUUUAUUGUCCGCUCCACAAAAGCAGUUUGAACUGGCCUUUAAAAUGUUUGAUCUGAAUGGAGAUGGAGAGUUGGAUUUUGGAGAGUUUGAAAAGGUUCAGGGUGUGAUCCGUGCUCAGACCAGUGUGGGUCAGAGACACCGCGAUACAGGAGACAGUGUGAUAAAGCACACCAACACAGCUCUGGCUUGUUAUUUCUUUGGACCCAAAUGUGACGGCAAACUGACCGUUGAGGAGUUCCUCAAGUUCCAGGGCAAGCUGCAAAUGGAGGUCAUGAGACUGGAGUUUGAAAAAUGUGAACCAGAAGAUGGAAAGAUAACAGAAAGAGAUUUUGCAAUGAGUCUCAUCAUGUAUGCAGGCAUGUCAGAUGUCAGAAGGACCAAGAUGCUGAAGAGGAUAAAGAAGAAAUUCAAAGGAGAGGCUUCACAGGGCAUCACCUUUGAGGACUAUGUAAAGUUCUAUCACUUCUUGAAGAACAUUGGAGAUGUGGAUACUGCUUUGACCUUCUACCAUAUAGCAGGGGCCUCUAUUGAUCAAGAAACAUUAAAGCAUGUAGCAAAGACAGUGGCUGGAGUUGACCUAGGUGACCACAUAGUAGAAACAGUCUUCACACUCUUUGAUGAGAAUGAGGAUGGUGAACUAAGCAACAAGGAGUUUGUGUCUGUGAUGAAGCAGCGGAUGAUGAGAGGGCUGGAGAAACCAAAGGACACUGGGUUCUUCAAGCUGCUGAAUGCAGUGUACAAAUGUGCCAAACACCAGUCCACGCACAUAUUUGAGUGAAACUGUGGUCAUCAACAACAUUAGUGGCUGAUUAAUUAAGGCUACAUGCUCUAUAUCUACAAUUAUUGGAGUUAAGAUCUCACUCCCCACAAAAAGAAAAAAAAUGAAGAGAAUUGCUGGCAAGUUAAACUGCAAGGUGUUUUCUGCUAAGUGUUUUGCCAUAUCUAACAUCAGUGGCUGGAGAUCUUUGACUACUAUCUCUCUCUCUCUUUAUAUAUAUAUAUAUAUAUAUAUACCAUUUGCAGAUCCCCCCUCCCCCUUCAAAAAAGGGAGGACCGACUAGUUCCACUGCUAGAUAUGUUUGCCAUAUUGAGGUAAUAUAAAUAUAUCUAGUUACAAUGUCAAGAUUCCCAAAGUAGCUAUGUUAAUGGUGAAGUAAGCUCAUGAAUAAGUGAGUGCCUUACACAGCAGUUUUACUUAUUCUAUGAAGUUGAUAUAAAUAAGACCAGAACAAAUAGUGCAACAGAAAUGUUCAUGGUGUUCAUCUGCAGGUCGCCUAGAAAGACCUUCAAAUAUUUUACAUUGAAGUUAGGAUAAUAUUCUGAUACAGAUAUUUCUUUUAACAAAUUGUUGUAAUUUCUAAUCAAUAUUUUCCAAUAUUCAGUUGUUAUUGAUCAUUUGCUCCAACUUUUUUAUACA
Molecule: messenger RNA, 2338 nt
Organism: Lingula anatina
Lineage: Eukaryota; Metazoa; Brachiopoda; Lingulata; Lingulida; Lingulidae
Product: calcium uptake protein 1, mitochondrial
Biological process (GO): calcium import into the mitochondrion; mitochondrial calcium ion homeostasis
Cellular component (GO): uniplex complex
Molecular function (GO): calcium ion binding
Source: RefSeq, a predicted model, not a curated record